UAGUAGCGGUUCCGAGUAGGGGCUGCGGCAAGUCAAUUUUACCGGCAGAUUUCAUCCAGUCCCCGACCCACCACACCCCACCCGCACCUACCUCCAAGCCAUUGCCUGCCCACCACGCUGAUCAGAACAAACGCAAACACUUCUACCGACCAAAAAAACCACUUUCAUUAACGCAGAUCUGUUUGGAAAAGGGGCUGAAUAUAUAUAUUUAUAUGCACAGGAUAUAUUUACAGAAUAAAUAUAUACAUAUAUAUUAUAUAUAUAUAUAUAUAUUUAUUCUGUAAAGACUGCUCUGGAAAAAAAGAAGACUCGCCCAGACAAGCGCCAUUUAAAUCCCUGUACAGCACUUAAGUAGAAGGGAACCUGACGAUUAGAAUCUACACUUAAGGGUGAACAAUGGAGGUAGAAGUGAGUGUGAACCUGAAGCGCAAAUUUGAAGAGGUGGACGGUUCGUCCUUGUGCUCUUCACCCAAGGAAUCGGAUGAUGAUGUUUCCAGCAGCGACAGUGCAGACAGCUGUGACAGCCUCAACUCUCCCAGCUCCAGGGAGUUGCGCCCAACCUCAAUCCUAAAGAAGCACAAGCGGCUGAGGGUCAAGAACGUUCGCUUUGAUCAGGUCACUGUCUACUACUUCACCCGCCGCCAGGGAUUCACCAGUGUGCCCAGCCAAGGUGGCAGCUCCCUCGGCAUGGCCAGGCGCCACAACUGCAUCCGCAGGUACACACUCUGCGAGUAUGCUCAGGAGCAGGAACACCUUCACCGGCAAAUGCUUCGUGAUCAUUUGAAGGAAGAGAAACUCAAUGUGCGCAAAAUGAAGUUGACCAAGAACGGUAUGGUUGAGUCGGAGGAGGCCAAUGUACUCACCAUUGAUGACGUUUCCGAUGAUGACAUUGAUGUGGACAGUAUUGAGGUAGAUGACUAUUUCUUUUUACAACCACUACCCACAAAAAGGCGAAGAGCUUUGUUACGUGCAUCGGGCGUCAACAGGAUUGAUACGGAGGAAAAGCACGAGCUACGGGCCAUUCGCUCAUCCAGAGAGGAAUGCGGGUGUGACUGUAGGUUUUACUGUGAUCCCGAGGUGUGCCCCUGUAGCAAAGCAGGAAUCAAGUGCCAGGUGGACAGGAUGUCCUUUCCAUGUGGCUGCUCUAAAGAUGGCUGCGCCAACGUGGCUGGCCGGAUUGAAUUUAACCCCAUCCGCGUCCGGACUCACUACCUGCACACCAUCAUGAAGCUAGAACUGGAGAACAAGCAGCAGGACCUGCAACAGCUGUCGCUGGCCGUCACCCACGCCUCCAGCGGCAGCCACACGGAAACGCAGGACUACCAGGAUUUUGCUGCGGAAAAUUACGACUUGGAGAACGAGACUGCAGUCAUGCACUUACAGUCUGCUGAGGAGAUGGACAGGAAAAAGGAGGAAGAGGCUGAUUUAACCAGUUCUAGUGUAACCAUGGAUACCAGUGUAGAAAGCCUAGAAGUUUGUAUAUUAGGAGAUACAGUAGCUAGCGCCAGUGAAGCGUGCCAAGCCCUAGCGACGCCAGUUGUGAUCGAAGGAGAAGUGACUCCUGUUUCUCCUGUGUUGUGUUUUGCUGACAGUGCUGUUCAGGAUAACCCGACGCCUGAGGAACAGACAUAUUUAAGAAAUUCCACGGUGUUGUAUUAUCAAAUAAACCCGAGCUGUGCUGUAGGUGUGAACUGCAGCGAUAGGGAGGGUGAUUAUGUGGAAGCGGCUUUAGAAUCCGAUUACCCAAAGAAAACCACUGUAGAAAAUUUGGUUGCUGCUACCAGUGGUUCAUUGGCAUCAUACGUGCCUGUCACUGAGCACUUUUCUCAAAACACAGGGACCUCUAAAUAUCAGAACAUCCAAUUUCCUUUGGUGGAUGACAGUUCUGCAUUAGUCAAUUAUGGUACCACUGUGCACACUGAAAAUCCUAAGCAGGAGCCCCAAUUCAAUUCAAACCUUCAAGGUGGCUGCCUCAGGGCUUCUGAGGGUGACCUUUGUGCAGCUGAGCCGGCUGUGCAGAAGAUGUUUUGCCAGUCUGAAGGUCUGAAGACCCCAGAGGAUGUCCCAGCAGCAAACCCAGUAACUCUGUAAUCCAUUUCUGUAUUCUGUAGCUAGUUUGCACAAUUGCUUGUAGCUUUUUGCUGAUUUAAAUGUCUAUUUAUUUAGGAUGUUUUUUAAGUACAACACAAAACUUUUUUUUAAAAAGUAGCAGAAGAUUGAAGUUGGGAAUUUUUUAAAGAAGUGGAAGGUUCAUUCAAUCUGGAUUUAAACAGAAACUUUCCCCUUUCUUGCUACCCGAAAGGCUGGAGGUAGGAGACAAUUGUAGCCUGGUUAUUGAGAUCUUGUGGUUGAAUCAACUGUGACAUAUUCUCUUUUAUCUAUAAAAAAGGACAUGUAUUCUUUUUCCCCACAAGGCUGUAUGCCCUUUCUCACACAUGCACAGUCGAGCAGUGGUUGACAUCGGCAGAGGGAAUGCUUCAUUUUGCAAUGCAUUUCAAGCCAUCUCCAGCAUCUGUAAAGUCUGGUAUUCCUCUGACUGAGCUGCCAUUGCUCUUGGCUCCUGGGCAGAUCUGAGUAACUUUAUUGGUUAAUUGCCUCCAAAGGGAAUACCUAGUAAUCUUGGAUGGAAACCUUCUGAGGCACAAAGAGGCCGCAUGAAAUAUACUGCACUACCCAGCCAUCAACAGUGAACUGUUUGCUUAAUGGAUUUGGAUCCAGUCACCUGUACCUUGGCUGCACCACCAUUCACCCAAGGCUGUACAGAAAUUACCUUGUCUUACACAUGUCACCUUAAAUCUUGCCUCUCUUCCUAAUCACUAUUUGUUCCCCCAUUGCAUGACGAUUAAGAGGCAUUGACUCCACAAGAAUAUUUUUGCCAUUUUUUUUUUUGUUGGGUGGGGUGCAACUGAUAUGAAAUUCAUUUUAGUACUGUAAUGUGUUUGGACAAUUUUGUGUAUUUGAUGAAGGGUACCUUAAUUCUGUCUGUGAACACUUUUUUCAAUGUAGAAAGUGCCACCUUUUGAAUUGGGUUUUAUUCAGAGAACCUGGAAAUAUGCACACUUACGGGCUCUCUUCCCACUCUCAAAUCUGCUUCUUUACGAAAUGCCUAAGUUAGAAUCUACAAAGUACUUCAAAACUGUUUGUUCUCUGGGUGAGACGGUGUUUCGAAUAAUCAUAUUACAAUUAAUUUAUUUUCUUGCCAUUUCUGUUUUGUCUAGUUGAGGGAAAUAUAUUUGCCUGUUGAAACUUUGUUAUGGAGUCAUACAGCGUGGGAACAGGCCCUUUGGCCGAACUUCCUACACCUCUGGUUCUUGAUUUUUGGUUAAAAGUACAUUUACCAUAUCUAUUCCACACAUGAUUUUAUACACCUCUAUAAGAUGACCCCUCAACUUCCUGCGCUCCAAGGAAUAAAAUCCUAGUCUAUGCAACCUCUUAGCUCAGGCCCUCGGGUCCUGA
Molecule: messenger RNA, 3456 nt
Organism: Amblyraja radiata (thorny skate)
Lineage: Eukaryota; Metazoa; Chordata; Chondrichthyes; Rajiformes; Rajidae
Product: cysteine/serine-rich nuclear protein 2
Exons: 5
Coding region: 397-2091 (564 amino acids)
Biological process (GO): regulation of transcription by RNA polymerase II
Cellular component (GO): nucleus
Molecular function (GO): sequence-specific DNA binding; DNA-binding transcription factor activity, RNA polymerase II-specific
Source: RefSeq, a predicted model, not a curated record